AUGUUCGCCACAGCCCGGGUCAAGACGGGGAUCAGUACGGCGCGUACGGUAGGGUCUGCCUUCGCCGCGCCUCCGCUCUCUCAGUCGCCGGCCGCCAAGCGCCGCUGCCUCGCCCUCCACGCCAUGGCGCCGCCUUCCGUCCGCCGCGCGGUCGUGUGGUUCCGCAACGACCUCCGCGUCCACGACAACUACGCCCUCCACGAGGCCGCCAAGCUCGCCUCCGCCGGCCGCGUCGGCGAGGUGCUGCCGCUGUACGUGUUCGACCCGCACUACUUCUCGGAGACGGAGUGGGGGAGCGUGAAGACGGGGGCGCGGCGCGCGGCGUUUGUGCUCGGGAGCGUGCUGGACCUGAAGCGGCGGCUGCGCGACGUGGGGUCGGACCUGGUGGUGGCGGUGGGGAGGCCCGAGGAGGUGGUGGCGCGGGCGGCGGGGGAGGCGGCGACGGUGGUGGUGCAGGACGAGACGACGAGCGAGGAGCGGCGCGCGGUGGGGCGGGUGCGGGAGGCGGUGGGGCGGUCGGGCGGGAAGGUGGUGUCGGUGUGGGGGUCGACGCUGUACCACCGGGACGACGUGCCCUUCCGCGGCGACAUGCAGGACAUGCCCGACAGCUUCAGCAAAUACCGGCAGGCCGUCGAGGGCGUCGCGCCCGUCAGGCCGCUGCUCGAGGGCAGCUCCGUUUGCGCAGGGCCCCUGCCCAAGCAGCUACCGGAGGGGCUGUCUUACGAAUUCGAGCCAGGCUGGCGCGACAUUCCAUUCACAAGCGAGACCGACGAGCCGACGUUCGAUCGGCGCGGCGUGCUUGACUUUCAAGGUGGGGAGACUGCCGCCCUGGAGCGCCUCAAGUACUACCUGUGGGACUCCAAGCUCCUGUCGACGUACUUUGACACGCGCAACGGCAUGCUCGGCGGGGACUACUCGACGAAGUUCGCGCCGUGGCUCGCGCACGGGUGUCUGUCGCCGCGCAGGGUGUUUUGGGAGAUCAAGGAGUAUGAGAAGCAGUUCGGGGACAACAAAUCAACCUACUUCGCAGGGUUCCACCUCAUCGUCCGCGACUACUGGAAGUUCUUCGCCGUGAGGCACGGGAACGGCAUAUUCAGAGGCCGUGGCGUGGCAGGCAACAACGUUGUGUGGGCUGCCCAGGACGAACAGCAGGAGCGGUUCCAGCGUUGGGUGGAGGGCAAGACCGGCAUGCCCCUCGUCGACGCCAACAUGCGCGAGCUCGCCGCCACGGGCUUCAUGUCCAACCGCGGCCGCCAGAACGUGGCCUCGUACCUGUGCCUGGACCUGGAGGUGGACUGGCGGCGCGGGGCGGACCACUUCGAGCACCACCUGCUGGACUACGACGUGGCGUCCAACUGGGGCAACUGGGUCGCCGCCGCGGGCCUCACGCCCGGGCGCGUCAACCGCUUCAACAUCACCAAGCAGAGCAAGGACUACGACGCGCAGGGGGACUACAUCCGGCACUGGGUGCCAGAGCUGAAGGACGUGCCGGCGAGCAGGAUCCACGAGCCGUGGAGUGCGACGGUGGAGGAGAGGGCGGCGAUGGAGGGCCUGGACAUAUAUCCCCGGCCGAUGGUAGAGCCUCCGGUGCACGUCCCGAGGAAGAAGCGAUGA
Molecule: messenger RNA, 1614 nt
Organism: Pedinophyceae sp. YPF-701
Lineage: Eukaryota; Viridiplantae; Chlorophyta; Pedinophyceae
Source: the annotation of a GenBank genome assembly